AUGUCAUCUGAUGGUAGUUUAGGUGGUUACUUUCUGUUGUCAGUCACUGGACAGAUUGAAAAGGCUGACUUUCCACUCCAUGACUAUAUAUGGUGCAAGUACUGCUUCGCAACUGGUCAAGACUGGACCAAAUUAACCGGCCUCGAUGAAGGGAUGACUCAAACUUCUAUUAAAGGUGUUGGUUGCAAUGAUCAGAACAAUUUCAACUUUCCAAUUGACAUUUCAUGGAAGUCUACAAACCCAUUCGGUUGGCCUCAAAUCGUCCUUCAUGCUUAUGGCGUUGACGUCUUUGGUAAGGAUGUUUUGCGAGGUUACGGUGCCGUUCACGUUCCAAUGAAGAUCGGAAGUAUUUCAAAAAUGUCAUCUGAUGGUAGUUUAGGUGGUUACUUUCUGUUGUUAGUCACUGGACAGAUUGAAAAGGCUGACUUUCCACUCCAUGACUAUAUAUGGUGCAAGUACUGCUUCGCAACUGGUCAAGACUGGACCAAAUUAACCGGCCUCGAUGAAGGGAUGACUCAAACUUCUAUUAAAGGUGUUGGUUGCAAUGAUCAGAACAAUUUCAACUUUCCAAUUGACAUUUCAUGGAAGUCUACAAACCCAUUCGGUUGGCCUCAAAUCGUCCUUCAUGCUUAUGGCGUUGACGUCUUUGGUAAGGAUGUUUUGCGAGGUUACGGUGCCGUUCACGUUCCAAUGAAGAUCGGAAGGUACAUUAUUAUGAUUAAUCAAUAUUUUCACUUCGUUUUAGUUUAA
Messenger RNA from Schistosoma haematobium, 750 nucleotides. Its product is annotated as B9 domain-containing protein 1. Bases 1 to 750 code for a protein of 249 amino acids. The transcript has 8 exons. Gene Ontology annotation, cellular component: MKS complex. Gene Ontology annotation, biological process: cilium assembly. Lineage: Eukaryota; Metazoa; Platyhelminthes; Trematoda; Strigeidida; Schistosomatidae. The record is from RefSeq and is a predicted model, not a curated record.